AUGGCAAACAAUACUCUCGGAAAGACAACUGCACCUCUCGCCGGUCGUCCCCCCUUCGCAACUGAUGAGCCUGAUUCUGCUUAUGAAAACUCGCCCAAUGGACAAACCCGUCGUCUCAGAUUUCCAGAUAACCAGGAUAAUAAGACAAGGCCAACUUCUGCGUACGACGUAUAUGAUCACUAUAUCGACGAAAAGAACCCUCGUCAGUCCGGUUACGGAGACCUCGGUGCAGACCUCCUAAAUGGCGAGUUAGAUGACGACUCCGACGACGAGACUAUCGCAUAUCACGGUGACAUCAAGAAAGACUUUUCGGAAGAAAAACUUCCCCCGCCGCCAUCACUUAACAAUUUUCCUGCCAUACCCAUCAUGGCACCGAAGCCCGGGUAUGCCGCACCUGUCAGCGCGUUGACGAUGCCCGAACCUGUCGCGUCGCCUAUCGGCCAGCAGCGUUCUCAUCAACAGCAGAUGCCUCAGCCGCAAAUGCGACAGCAACAGAAAUUUGGCGCCGCUCCCUUAUCCAUACCGGAACGGAGCCCGUACGCAGCAUCUCCGGUACCGAGUACUCCGCAUCCGUUGCAGCCGCCUAUGACGCCAAUCACGCCAGCGUUCGCUCGUCCGCCGAAGAGCGAGGGUGGAGUUAAGUUCGACGCCGAGUCGAUCAUACGUGGGCAGCGUGAGGAAGUACCGCUUGCGCGUCGCGGACAGAAAGGGGAUGAUUUCUGGCGACGGUUUAGCAUGGUCGUGAGGGAAGAAGGUGGGAGGAAGAAUACGAGUUCCUGGCUCGAGAAGACUCAAAACGGCUCAGCCCAUCUCUCUCGUAUGGUCUGGAUAAUCGGUAUCCUAAUCCUCGUCAUCAUCGGCGGAGCAAUCGGUUUCGGCUGGUACAUCUCACACAACUCCACCACCACGACGCACGCAAAGGCUCUAGGUGGUAGCGAAGGGCAAGGCCAAGACCUCUCCAUCACGCAGACAAGCACGGCUGCAGGAGGCACGAGUAGCGAAGGCGUUCGUCCGACACUUACGGUACAGAAACGUUGGCCGGUGCCAGAGCCGACUCCGGCGAGUGUACACGUCGUACAUGUACAUCCUCACGCCAAUGCUCAUUAUGUGCCGCCGUCGAACUCGUCGAAGCGACAUAGACGCACGAUGAAGAAUCGUCUAGUAUAG
Molecule: messenger RNA, 1167 nt
Organism: Fomitiporia mediterranea MF3/22
Lineage: Eukaryota; Fungi; Basidiomycota; Agaricomycetes; Hymenochaetales; Hymenochaetaceae
Exons: 3
Coding region: 1-1167 (388 amino acids)
Source: RefSeq, a predicted model, not a curated record